CUGUGACUGUGUACUACUGCUCCUAGAAGAUAUCACAACACCAACGCAAUCAUGCCUGCUUUUUCGGUUGUAAUCAACGCACAGUGCGGAGGUGCGGCUUAUGCAGAAUAUAUCGAGAAAAUACUCGAACAUGGGUGGACCUCGACGCACGUUUUUAUGAAAGAGAACGUUAUUGCGAUUAAUAGCUGUUUGUUGAUAUUGCACUUCUGUAGUUGAUAUUACACCUCUGUAGAUGAAGUUCAGAUGAGGCCAGCAGAUGAUCAUGAUACCGAGUACCGCCCAGUAUGAUUUUUAUAUCGUACUCCCUCAUCAAUCUUCAUCUAGUUGGACUCACAUCUUCAUGAUCUUUGUCUUCCUCAAUCUCUACUUCUAACAGAGUAGUUUAUAGCACGCAUGGCGCAUGGAGUAGCAUGGAGUGUAUGGAGCGCAGAGCUUUAAGGGGCGCAAGAGGCUCCCCCUUUAGCUCCAUGCUACUCCAUGUGAUCCAUGCACUCCAUGCCAUGCGCACCGUGAAACCUUAUAAACUGCUCUGUUCUACUAAGUCUCCUGCUUCUAGUGGUGGCGCGACUUCGUCAUCUAGCAGCACGUCCACGAGAACCUCCAAAAAGUCCCAGCUAGUACUGGGAGACUGGAGUGCCAAACUCACCAAGGUGGCUAGGCAAUCGUUUGGUUCUGCAGCGAGGCAACUCCAAGAACUUGCUGAUGGGCAAGAAGAAAGUAAGCCUAGAGGAAACCAUGUUCCGGAAGAGCUUCUUUUGCCAUUGUUUGCAGAAGUUAAGGCCAGUUAGUCCUCUCUAUCCCAUUUCUGUACUAGAGUAUUCGUGUUGUUAGUCAUCUCUAAUAUUAUCCCAUGUCAGUCUGUAGAGUAAGUAUGCUGAGUCGAGUGGUCCCCUUUGAUUUAUUCAUCUGUUGUUGUAGAGGAGUCAGGUUCUUUUAUUUGUGUCUAACGUCUAACUGUAGCCUCCUCUGAGGUAUAUAGACCAGCACGUUGUUGAGGCAUCUUGACAUGACACAAGCCCUAGCCCUCUUUGAUUUACUUGGGGUGGCAAAUAUUAUAAUAGAUUGAAUAUAUUAUAGCAGCACCAUGUGCCCGUGGGGCUCGCUGAGAAGGAUCCACAACCUAACCUAACCUGGUUCGGGGGAACCAGCACGCGGCGUUUUUCCUUCCCGUUCACUACCAAAAUCGUUUAUUAUAAUUAUAUGAAAUCUUAAUAAAACAACCAGUUAGUUUUUACCUCUAGAGAUCUAGCCCUUUCACCAAUUAUUAUAUGAAAUCUUCUAUCAUCCAGAACUCAAAAACAGGGAUAGCGAAAAAUUAGCGCUAAAGACGCAGUUUUACCACAGGCUGACUCGUUGCUCGUCACCCUGUUGAUCGAACAGUUGAUCGAGAAAUAUGCCGAACGUUGCGCACUGACGAUUCGGGUUCUGCGCGAGUCUACAACUACGUCUGGAGUAGCUGCUGGAUUAGUAGAUGAGUACCGAGUAGUAGAUGAGUACCAGAACGGCACAACAACCGGAUCUUCUAAAUCUAAGUUCUACAACGGACAAGGUUCUAAAAAGUCGAAGGUCACCGUCGGGCACAACUACGCAGGAGGCUUUUUGGUAUUCCUUUUCGCAACUACUUUGAUGUUCGAGGCAAAAGUUGUAUGCAAAGUUAGAGUUCAAUUGAAGAUUUUUCUAGAAAAUCCCACAAGAACCACCUCGUUCACUAGCUUUCAGUUUCAGUUUCUUCAGUUUACGACUCAUAAAAAACACAAAGAAAAGUGUCUUAAAAAGGUGAAAAAAUAAAAAAAGGAAGUGCAACAAUUAUAAGUCCUGGGAACGACCUCUUGCUAGGUAAGUGAAUGAAUGAAUGAACAUAGUGAUCUUCCCACAAGGAGCACCUCUAUUUUUGUUCAGUCCUACGUUACGAAGCAGAUGACAGACGCUUUUCACAUCACGACUUCAAGCCCAACAGCUCAAAAGCCAAGAAUUCUGGUUCUGGAAGAAUCCGAGCCACUGUCAGCCUGUGUUCAGCGAUUGUCGGAUACUGGUGAAGGCGUUGACCUGGUCUUUGCCUCUGCAGGUUCAAUUUUUCAAUUCCUCAUGGACUGUGCCGAGACUCGUUGUGAUUUGCAACGCUAUCUGACUUAUGGCUCCCCCGAAGCAUCUACUUAUUUUUCCAUCUUCCGAAGCAUCUUUCUUCGGCUUCGUUGUUGUAGAGACGUUUCUUAUUUGUUGUCAAGACAUAGCUUAACUUUCCUGAGUCAGCUAAAGUCUACUAAGUUACCUCAAGUAGAGCAAAAAAGUUAUUUGUUGUCAAGAAGGUGGAAACUGAAACUUAACAACUGCCGGAGGAUACACUUCGAGAUGGAUUAGGGUGAACAUCAGCAGCGCUAACUAAUGUCGAGGCCGGAAGAGGUACAGGGUAGAACAACAGGCGGUGGUGGUGCUGGCGGUAGUGGUAAAAAUAACGUCCACUACACUGCACCUACAAUGAAAGAGAUUUCGCCUCAUCGAGUGCUGCUCGAUCUACUAUGGCGGCAUGUGCAGGAGCACUAUCGCGCGGCACUGAAGGAGCAAGAGAGAAUCGAAAUCCAACUUCGUGAGGACCAGAUAAUACGAGAAACAGAGAAACUAGCUCUAGUAGAACAGCUGCGAUUCUUAGUGGCGCAGAUUGUGAAGCAAGCGCUCGUCCCACAUCAACUUACUUCUUCUUCUUCUGGUGAAAAAGGGAUGAAGAGCAUAAAGACCAUAUUGAGUAAAAAUGGUAAUCAAGAAGAACCAACUUCUACUUCAUCGUCAAGCAGUGCAACAAGCAGUGCGGAAGAGACGGCAACUGCGAACGCACAAACUACAAACGGUGGAAACAACAAUUAUAGAGUUUAUAGAGGUGCACUAGAAGUUGAAGUCAUGAAAAACAGCAAUGCACAAGAACAAGAUUUUGAUGCUCAGCGCGCAAAGGCCUUGCUAGAAGAGCUAGAGCAGUUCAGUAAGGAAAUGAGGACUGCUGUUGAUCAUGAAAAAGAAAAGAUUGAUUUCAGUUUCACCGGUAAGCGUCAGCGUCUCUCUCAGUUGCCUCCUCGAAGACCUGACGCGAUAUCAGCCAGUCAGUGCCUGAAGCUAGACCGGCUGAAAGUAUGCGUAAUGAACUUGACGAUGGCGCCAGUGCUCUUGAAUUAUACUGCUGGCACAGGAAACGUGAGUGGUAGUUGUAGAAAUACAGGAAAGUCUUCAAUUGCAGUACAUUCAGGUGGUGCGUGCGACUUGCUACAUACAGUUUCUAGUUCAAUGCACGGCAAAGAAAGUCUCCUUCUCUCGCACGAGGAAAUGAAAACGGGCGAUGACAUGAAAACGGAACAAGAAGUAGUAGGAAAGCAGGUCCUCGUAAGCGAUGCUGAAGAGGAAACCGGCAAAGCGGUAAAUCUGAAGAGCAAAAGUAGGAGUCCUCGCCGCCGAUCUAAAAGCUCAUCUAGCAUGUUUGUCGGAAGGAACAAUAUAUCUACUGCCUCUGCUGGAAGUUCACUAGAUCAUCUAGUGGCGGGCUCGGUUGCCGACGAACAAACUGUACUAAGUGCCGCGUCCUCGACGUUGCGAGGGACGAGUCUGGUUAUGAAGAACACAUCAAUAACUCUCCUGUUCUUGUAUGAUUUGCGAUGAUCCUAUUGCAGGACAUGCACUGUCCCUAGUAAUCUCCAUUUAACCUCUAAUCCGUGCACCAGUGUCCCUGCUCGCACUAGAGGUCGGCCGCGAAAAUCGACGGCUUCUGCGUCUCUUCAGCGAAGCUCCGUGCCGCUGGUGAGGAAAAUGUCCCUCGCGUCUAAGAACCCUCGAAUAUGGAUGAUGCUUUUUCUCUUUUUGCGGGUCCUCGUCAUCCUGGCAGUUGUGUCUCACUUCAAGCGGAGAUGAAACUGCCAAGAUCAAGAUCUUCAUCGAUUGCCUUUAGAUGGAAAGAGAAAAAACACCAUUCAUAUCGAGGAAAAAAAGGAAGAGCCGGGAAACGUGGCACUUCUUCUAUGGGUGCUGUACAACUAGGAGAAGAUGUAGAAAUGAAAAGAGAGCAGAUUUACGACGAGGAGGAAGAAGAUGAAGAUGAUGGUGCAGCUCCUGAAGAUGCUGAGAUGAGUGUUUACGGCACAACUGUAGAAGCAGUAGGGUCAAGUAGUAGUAGUAAAACUGGAGCGAGGAGUAGAAACAAGAAAAGUGUCGAGGAACCCCAACAAAUGAAGAUGCAGCUGAAUUCUCCAGCAGGUCCGCGGUUGUCGGGAGGUAAGGAGCGUCAGCGGAUGGAUAGCGUGAUUGCUAGAGCUACGAGAGCUGAAAACCGACGAAGUAAGAAAGGGAAAAUUGAGGCUCGAUGCAAUUCAUUUCUACUUUCUACAAGCCUUUUCUCCCGAUGUCCACCUUCGGAGGGUCGGGAGAAAUGUACGUAGGCAAGAAGCGAAUUGUUUUCCGCUCUAAGAAAGCUUCUGCUUCCAACCGGACGGAUCUUGCUAGUAGAAGUUCUACCUCAUUCGCUGACGCAUUGAUCCGAGCCGGAGAAGCUUCAGUAGGGAGUGCUUCAAUAGGCGGGAUUGUGAGAGCAGCUGGAGAAGCUUCAGUAGGGAUUUUUGAUGGUCGUACAAUAGGACGAAUCUCCGCUUUUUCUGCAUCGUCUGUUCCCUUCUCUACCAGCAUGGCAUUGGGAAAACUUAACAACUCUUCUACACUAAAACUCUCUGGAGCAGACGGAAAAGCGCCAGGUCUAGAACAAGCAACUACUUCAAAGAUGCUAAAAACAAUAGAUGAAGAUAAAUCAAUGAGAGGUAGUCCAACCCCAAAAGCCAAAAUGCUUGACUCUGCAAGUAAGUUUGGUAGUGCGAGUCUGAUGUCCACACCAAGAAAGGGACCUAGGUCAAGGUUGCCAGACGCCAACAUUUUCGUACCGGGGAAAGCGAUUAAGGAGGAAGAAGGUAUUCCUGCUUGUGGUUCUUGUCGGACUACGUAGUUUAUUUUACUCCUGUGGCUCAAGGAAUAGAGCCGUAGAGACAGAGAGACCACAGUAGAGACGAUCGUGAUAGUGAAUGUUACUCGCUGCUGUUUAAGAUUCAGAAGUCGAAGUAUAUGCAAAUGAGCAGUUCAUCUUCAUCAACUGUUCGUUGCUAUGUUGUCUUGCCGGUAGUUGGGCAUGACUACCAAAGACGUACGAUGAUGAUGAUGAUGAUGAUGAUCAACAGCCGGCGGUCCGAAGAAGCGGCCGGCGUCGGUCUACCAUUCCGAUGGCCCGGAUGACUUCGGACACGUCAGCCCGCAACUGCCAUCACCAGGCUGGCCCAAAGAAUGGCGAUACGAGGCCGUAGGCGGGCUGGAGGUGGGCAAUAUUGGGCUUCCCAGAGAAGGCGAGAUACGCAGUCGUCCCAUCGCUGCGGCAGGGGCGAAUGUAGACCUUGGUGGCGCGACAAGCUCGAGCAGCAGCAGUGGCGUCAAAAAGCGAAGGCGAAGUGAUGACUUGCCAGCCUGGCUCAAACCGAAGACGCCAUCGUCGUAUUUCGUACAUACGGCGCACAGCCAUGGCCUGGCUGAAAACCCAGAAGGAGCAAGUACGAGUAGAGGACAAGAUAUAGGACAAGAUAUAGGUCUUCAACUAGACCCAGGAGGAACUACGUCAAGCACAAAUGUUGAUAUUCAUCCCGGAGGGCACGCCGCUCGUGGAGGUAUAGAACAAGGACAAUUUUGGAGCGUUUGGAGCACAUCAGUAAGGUUUUGCUGACAAUCCCUUCGACAACAACUUCAAUAAUGGGACCAUAACGAACACAUCUGGAGGCGCACUGGGUUUUCAACCAUUUGCAUUUGGAGGGGGCGUCGAGAAUCAAAGCUACAGGCAUCAGCGCACUGAGCAACCACCUCAUCAUGAGAGUUUUUUCAUGCCGAACACUGAUCUGAUGUUGAUCGAAAACAAGAGUGCUAGCUUGGAGGAAGAGUUUGUUUUCUAUGAUGAUGAUGAUGAUGCUGAUGAUGAUCCUCCCUGUAUGGAGGAGGUUGCCUUUUCAAAGUUCGGCUGUCGGGCGACACGGGCUGCUCUAGAUUAAGGCAGUGGGAGGCGGCCAAGCAGGGGCUCCUUAGUUGGCCGCCCCUGACCCUCUCGCGCCUCUGUGUUUCUUCAGCUGUUUUUUCCCUGAGUGAUGCCCUUGGUUUUCUUCUGAUCCCUCCCGCCAGCUCUUCAUCCUUGGUAGUACAUGAUAGAUGCGCAGGCAUUUUACUGAUGAGCAGAGGUAGACUUCAUGCGUGAAUUCUAUGCGCUGUUCUUUCUGCUUCAAAGCUUUAGCUUAAAUUUUACUCCUGUGAGGAUGUGAUAUCACAUUUUGUUGUAGAAGUUCCGCGCAUAGUUGUAGUGCUAGUAGUGGUUGUAGUGCUAGGAGUCGAAAUCUAUCUUCAACACAAUAAAUUUUGAAGACUUGAUCUACUACAUCGAUCCUUGUCCUCCAUCCAGAUAACGAGAAGCCCAGGAGUAGGACAACUAGUGCAACGACACCUACAAAAAAAAGAAACACGUCAAAUCGACGCACCACAAAGACCAAGCUUAAGGCUCCUGGACACUUGCUGUUAUACUAUUUUUUGGUGUGAUGUUGCUGGGUGGUGGGAGGAACCCCUAGGAUUUGGAAUCUCUAGUAACUACGGAGUCCACGUUCUUGUCUUUCUUGAUCUUCUUUCUAAACGGGAAUGAAAUGAUAAGGGCGGGAAAGAAGUCAUCUCUUCACUCAACGACCACAUAAGUAUUCAUAUAUUUUUAGAAGUGUGCUGUGAGUGUCUAGCACUAGCGUUAAGAAGCAGGAGGUCGAGCCAGAUCCCGGGAACCGUGUUGCGCCAGGACUCUUCUUAGGCCCAGUAGAAGCCUUCCAGCACAUACCGAAAUUGGUGACCCACGUUUUAGCGGUAUUCCGAGAAACAAUCGAUCGGACGGAACAUUAUGGAGAAGUUGAAACAAGUGAACCAUUCAUCUUAGAAGUAUCUUCUACAACGAUCGCAAUGACUGGAUAUUUGUAAUCAUGCUCUUUCUCGUCAUCAUUCAUACAUCGAUCUGCGCAAGUUAUUUAGACUGUGGCUCAUCUUCAUUCAUACACUUACGCAAGUCGAGGACCUGUACCAGCUGAAUCACCUAGAUGACCGAGAAGAGACCAGGCUAGACGACUACUUCGAAGGUUGCAUAUCGAAGCUCCACGACUGGUGUCUGCCUAUUGCAAAAGGUCAAGUAGAAGCGUAUGAGGGGCCGUUGCAUGUUGUGAAGAGAGAAGCUGACGGAACUUCUACAGCUUCUACAGAGACCGCUCAUGCCGUCAUUCACGAUGGAACAGUAGGAGGUGAAAACGGCAACAAAAAGCGUUUUGUCCUCGUGCACUGUGCGCAAGGUACAACUAUCUUUUUGUCAUGAUUUGCUCAUAUCAGAAGUAUGAGAUAGAGAUUAUGAAGAUGAAAUGAAUCAAUCACAAGGAGGCAUCAAUCAGGUGGAUGACCUCGAACUCCACAUCGACCAUCUCGAUAUCCACCAUCCAAUCAUAACUCCAUUUUGAUAACUUGAUCAUAACUAAAUACCAGGAUGCAGUCGAAGUGCCUCGAUCGUUCUAGCUUACUAUUGCACGCUGUUCCCGGAGGCUAGUAUGGAGCUGUUGAUUCAGACUUUGCAGAUAGCGAGAUAUAGAGCAGCACCAAACGAUGGCUUCCUUGCACAAUUGCAGAAGUAUAAUUAAGGGCAGCUAGUGUUCAACCUUCACGGUGUUCUUCCUGUUUUUACCGUUUGAUGUUUUGCCUCUCCUAAGGGAGCAAGCAAUGCAAAAUAGAGAAACGGGAAUAAACAGUAUAACACCAUCCAAACCCUCCCUGGCUCUAAUACAAGGAAGGACCCGAAUCGGCCAGGGUGCGAGGUUCACUCGAGUCUCCGAACCUGGUUGCGGUCAUGUUCGCUAAGUAUUUCGAACAAAAGUGGGGUGAAUAUGAUGCGAUUCCUGAAGGUAUGAGACUGAGAAACAAGGUUUCUUAGCCUUUACUCUUAGUCUUACUGAGUGCGUAGUGUAGUAGAUCAAGGAAUAAGAAUGAGAUGAAACAAGAAAGCUUCUUAUCGUCAGUCGUUGCGGAAAAUGUACCGCUCAAAGGAUUCUUUGGUCAGUCGUUGUGUUCAAAAUCACUCAACAGCUAAGUAAAAAUUCUCCAGAAGAUUCUCCACGAUCAAGGUUGGGUCUAGGGUUUAGGGUUCGUCCUUUCAUACAAAAAAUCCGCGACUACCUUGCUCAAUGCGGUGUAGCGCAUUACCGAAUUACUGAGGAAAAAGCUCGCGAGAAUCACGGGGCGUGGAGAAAUAUCUCCCUGAUAGCCGGAGGUGGAGAUACGAGUAGUGCGGAGAGCAGUCUCUUACAACCCGACGAACAUCCAAAAGAAGCACCACUUAUAGAAGACGAUCCUAACCUUCCUCGAUUUGGGUGCUUAGAAGCAGCAGAACCAGAGGUGGGGCUAUCAUCUGCCUCUGCGCCUCCAACUAAAAAGCGGCUCUCAAAAAUGAAGAGCACCAGAGACAGAGCCUCCUCAUCACAGAAGAUGAAGAAUGAUAUUGGUCUACAAGAAGUGCAAAGAACUACUAACAUUAAGAGUACUACUUCUACUGCUCGUACACGUACAUCUGGUAAAAGUGGCGAACAAAUUCUGCAAGUACAAGCCUUUGCGGAGCCUCCACGGCAGCAAGGUCGUCGUGAUAGGCCUUCAUCUUCAUCGCAGCUUAACUACAAGCGGGGGACCGAGAGUAGUUCCCUUGCUGAUGAACAUCCUCGUCCGAGUGUUGUAGCUGCUUUAUCCUCCAACUCAUCCGCGACUUCUUCAUCUGCGAGCAUCAGUCUUUCUUCCCUAUCAUCACCCCAUAUCACCCAUUCGGUCCCUUCAUCUCCAGCGGCGCCUGCAGUGGCAAAUCGCACGAGGUCGAGGUCGGACAAAAGACUAAAUAAGAUAUCGCCAUCUUCUUUUACGGUCAGUUUUUACGCAUCUUGUUUCUCAGCAUCUCGAUGUUGACACUUUUCCCCUUGUAUUAUAAUCUCAUAGGAAUGGUGGACUCGACGAGAACGAGCAGAUGAGGGGACCAAUUUGAAGAAAAGCCGACUCUAAUUCUUUGUCUUCAGUAGCCCACGGCCAUGAGAUACCAGUGUUUGAAGAGGCUAUGGGUGGAAGACGCGGCAAAGGUUCUUCUAAGAAGAUGAAAAGCGCAUCAAAAAUGAAGAUGAAAACAAGAAGGUCAUCUCAACAACAGUAUUUUUAAGGCUACUGCUGCAGCAUCCUCAACGCCAUCCAUCCUUGGCUCUUGGCUCUUCAAAAGGAAAAAGGGCGCAGGGAUGGGCUCGAGGAUGCGAACAGCUCUAACAGUAUCAACAUCAGGAAGACGGUAAUGCAGGCGCUGCUGCUGCUGCUGCUGUUUCAUCUGGAGAAACACCACUACAUGGAGGACAUCAUCAAAUUAGCGAUGAACUAAAGAGUAGGUCCCCCCGACGCUCACCUGCUAAACGCUCACCUGGCAAACGCUCACAAUCUCUCGGAGGGAAUAGAUCUAGAUCUUCUUCCCAAUCAAGAACACCACGAGGACGAAAGUCAGCAGCAUCGUCUUCCCCUAGGAGAGGAAGAAAGUCCGCACCAGGAGCAGAUGUUGUUGCGAAGCGACGCAGUUCAAGUCCUAAGAAACGAUAAGAUUUAAAAUGCGAUCCUUUCAUCAUUCCCGGAAAACAUCAAUAACAAGUCGUUAAAGUUUGUAUUCAUGAAAGAGAAAGAGAAAGUAGGUGUCUAUUGAUUUACAGGAGAUGUCUUGUCAAGACAGUCUUGAAAGAAUUGCGUACUGAAAUGCUGUAAGGCUUCUAAAGUAUCCUUGUAUAAAUACUCAAGAAAAAUAUUAACUAAGCGUAAAAAGCAAGGAAGUCUAUAAGAAAAAGAACAAUAGCAACUUCGCUACAGACUGUAAAACAAAAGUAGGGCCGUGCUGUAAUAUAAACUGAUGAGACCACGAUGAUGCUGCACAGCAGGACGAACAUAGGUUUUUGGUAGAAAGUCUUAUAUAUGAGAGUAGGUGUAUGAGUAGCCAACGUCGUCAUUGCCUGUAGUUGAAGAAAUUUUGUAUAAUAUCCACACAGACAUCAGCAUAUUCGAAAAAGCCGUGUUGUGCUUACGCACGUUGCGGCCUUGAUGUCAUUGAUUUUGAUGUCACCACAUAGUGGAUCAUCAUUCUCUAUAUCCCUUUUGCUUGUAGCUCAUUUUUCUUCUUCUUGUCAUUUCACUAGAACAACUGUUGUUCCGCUUGUCAUGAGAUCGUAUAUUAACUCGCUGUUGUGGCCUCACGGUCAUAGCAGAGAAGAGAAUAUCGUUGAUUCUUGAGCUUCGACUUUUAUCGUGAUUAUUUUCUCUUGUUUGACACACCUGUCAGCAGCUCGGCUACUAGUAGCUUCACGACGAGAAAUUGAGAAGCACUUUUUACUAUGCCCUUGCUCCAGCUGCACUGACACUUCCAACAACUUGAGUGUCUCCUGUGUCUUCAACAGCCACACUUCGACUAGUUUGUGGGUGAAGAUGACAUUGUGUUCUUACAGCCAAAAGUCUUCUCCUUGCCGCAGAUGGACCGCAUCAGCAACGUCAUUGCUCGGACAUCUUUGAAUAGAAGAAGGCAAGCACUCUCGCCUGGAAGUGGGGUUUCUU
This is a messenger RNA of Amoebophrya sp. A25, 10671 nucleotides long. Lineage: Eukaryota; Dinophyceae; Syndiniales; Amoebophryaceae. The record is from the annotation of a GenBank genome assembly.